This is a messenger RNA of Xiphophorus maculatus (southern platyfish), 834 nucleotides long. RefSeq names its product troponin I, slow skeletal muscle-like. Lineage: Eukaryota; Metazoa; Chordata; Actinopteri; Cyprinodontiformes; Poeciliidae. Gene Ontology annotation, biological process: muscle contraction. The transcript is spliced from 8 exons. Gene Ontology annotation, cellular component: troponin complex. Bases 101 to 670 code for a protein of 189 amino acids. The record is from RefSeq and is a predicted model, not a curated record.
AGAGAAAAGCAGGAGUUAAAUGUUCUAGCUCAUUCUUCUCUACAUCACUUUUUCCUUCUGCUCCUGUAGCAUCAACACAUUAAGGUUCAUUAAAAUAGCCAUGAUGCCUGAGAAAAUGCCAGAGAGAAAAUCUAAAAUCUCAGCCUCUAGGAAGCUCAUGCUUAAGAGCUUGAUGGUUGCAAAAGCAAAGGAGGAGCUGGAGCAGGAAAUGGAAGAAAAGGAGGAGCAAAAAGCAAAAUACCUUGAAGAGAAAGUUCCUCCAGCACCACUCACUGGUUUGUCACUGGAGGAGCUAAAGGCAUUAUGUGAAGAGCUGCAUUCCAAAAUAGAUGUAGUGGAUGAAGAACGGUAUAAUAUUGAAGCCAAGGUCUUGCACAACACCAGAGAGAUUAAAGAUCUGAACAUCAAAGUGCUGGACUUGAGAGGGAAGUUCAAAAGGCCCAAUCUGAGACGGGUCCGGGUCUCCGCUGAUGCCAUUCUGCGCUCCCUACUGGGCUCCAAGCACAAGGUGUCCAUGGAUCUGAGAGCCAACCUCAAAUCUGUGAAGAAGGAGGACACAGAAAAGGAAAAGACAGUGGAAGUGAAUGACUGGAGGAAGAAUGUGGAGGCCAUGUCAGGAAUGGAGGGGCGCAAGAAGAUGUUUGAUGCAGCCAAAGGCCAGAUCCAGUAAAACAGUGGCAACAGAAGAAAAAGUCAGCUUUCAUCUUCUGAAGCAACAUCACUGUCAGUUCACAGAGUGUUGAAUGUAGCAAAACAAAAAAAGUAUAUGUUUUACACUGAGUAUCUUCUCACAAUUGUUUUUCUAUGUUAAUGAAAUAAACAAAUCCUGAUAUA